AUGUCGAAUACAAACAGUGCGCUGUGUAUGGAAAGUGGUAUCAAUGUGGAUGUGCUACAGGACUCUGGAUUAAACCAGCUGUUGGAUUAUAAUGCAGAAUUACAGCACUAUCAGUCUUUUGCAAACUUCUACAAAACCAACAGAGCGUUUCAGCAGAGCGCUAAGAUUGCCCGCAUCACAACACCUAUCUACCCCAACACUCGGAUUGGAGUUUCACCCUGGACCUGUGAUAAUGUACUGUGGGGGCGCAAAUCAGCACCAGUACACCUGAACAGAAACCAGAACGACUCCCAGACACCUGAAAAACCCGAAUUGUUGCAAAUGAACAAUAACUUCCUGUCCACAUUAGCACCCGAGCACUGCAGGUCAAUAACAGAAGACUGUAUGAACAAGCUCAAAUGUGGCACCACUGCUGCUGAACAAGAGAUACUGAGCCCAGUCCUUUCUGCUCUUCCAGCACUAGGGGGCAUCUCAUUACCCCCUGGGGUUAUUGUCAUGACGACGCUGCACUCUGCCGCCUCUGCUGUAACAGGCUGUGCUUUUCAGAUUGCCAACCUGACAGACUGUCAACGCCGAAGCAGUAAUCAAAGUAAUCGUGCUUCCUCAUCAAUGUCUGGUGGAAACACCAAGAGAAAGAGAAAGAGGUGUGGUGUCUGCUCCCCCUGCAGGAGAUUUAUCAACUGUGGAGUCUGCACCAACUGCAGAAACCGCAAGACUGGCCAUCAGAUUUGCAAAUUUCGCAAGUGUGAGGAACUUAAGAAGAAGCCAGGGUCAUCACUCGAGAGAACGCUGAUGAGCAGUGGGAAGGCAUUUCGAUGUUGUUUUGGCAUUUCGAGUCCAAAACAACAAGACAUCAUGUGUAAUUGUCCCAUAAUUUACUGUAAAAGCACACUGGAACCAGAACCAGAAACCAAACCUCAGUGCUGGAGCAGAAACACGACAAAAACAGAUGAAUACAGAUCAAUAUAGGGAUCAGAACUGAAAGUGUGUGUGUGUGUGUUUAAGAAGGUGAUUAGAUAUCUACCUCACUGUCCAUAAAU
Trichomycterus rosablanca is the source of this 1040-nucleotide messenger RNA. RefSeq names its product CXXC finger 4 (gene cxxc4). NCBI's taxonomy places the organism in Eukaryota, Metazoa, Chordata, Actinopteri, Siluriformes, Trichomycteridae. The coding region runs from base 1 to 969 and encodes 322 amino acids. The record is from RefSeq and is a predicted model, not a curated record. The transcript is spliced from 2 exons. Gene Ontology annotation, molecular function: zinc ion binding; methyl-CpG binding. Gene Ontology annotation, cellular component: nucleus.